AGCCACCGGGUGGUGCCCGCUCCCACCCCCGACCGGGGCAGGCUCUGCCAUCUUCCCUCCCGCACUGACCAAGCCGUGGUCUCCCUCCCCAUCACCCAGGCCGUGCCCGCAGCCGCCAUGACGACGCCAUCUCCCCCUCCCCCUCCCGGCUGUAACGGCAGCAGCUGGAUGAACCCGGACUACUAUUUCCUCUGCGACACGGAGGCCGCCUGGGGCAUCGUCCUGGAGACCCUGGCAGCCGCCGGGGUGGUGGCCACGCUGGCCCUCCUCCUGACCCUCCUCCUCCUCGUCUGCAAGACCCAGGACUCGAACCGGCGGAGCGCGCUGCCCGUCCAGCUGCUCUUCCUCCUGGGGGUGCUGGGCCUGUUCGGGCUGACCUUCGCCUUCAUCAUCCGCUACAACCAGCACACGGGGCCCACCCGCUUCUUCCUGUUCGGGGUGCUCUUCGCCCUCUGCUUCUCCUGCCUGCUGGCCCACGCCCUCAACCUGGCCCUCCUGUCCCGCGGGCGCUGCCCGCUGUCGUGGCCCCAGCUCCUGGGCCUCGCCGUGGGCUUCAGCCUGGUGCAGACCAUCAUCGCCAUCGAAUACGUCACCCUCGGGCUGACCAAACACAGAGACACCUUCUCGGCCAUGUUGCCCAACGAACGGGCCGUGGACUUCGUCCUGCUGCUGAUCUACGUCCUCUUCCUCAUGGCCUCGGCCUUCCUGGUGUCCGCGGCCUCCUUCUGCGGCCCCUACGCGGGCUGGAAGCGGCACGGGGCCCACAUCUACGUCACCGUCCUCUUCUCCAUCGCCCUCUGGGCCGCCUGGAUCACCCUCCUGACGCGGGUCAACCGCGACCUGAACCAUCAACCGCAGUGGGACGACCCGGUGCUGGCCGUGGCGCUGGUGGCCAACGCCUGGGCCUUCCUGCUGCUGUACGCGGUGCCCGAGGCCUGCCUCCUCACCAAGCAGCGGUGCCCGCGGGACUAUCCCGGGGAGGACGGGCCCUGCCGGCCACAGCUAAUGAAGCAGAGCGUGGGGCUGGAGAACCCGGCCUUCUCCCGGGAGGCCGGAGCCCGAGGUAUGGACGACCCAGGGGAGACCCUGUACACCCAAUACUCCGCACACUUCCAGCUGCAGAACCAGGACUCUGCGAAGGACUUCUCCAUCCCCCGGCCCAAGCCCCGGACGGGCCCCUACGACGACUAUGCCGGCAGGAAAGACGGCCUCUGAGGGCUCCUGUGGCCGCAGAGACCAGCUCAGAGGGGCCCGUCCGGCCGGGGGCAACCGGACGCUCAUCGCCGGGGCCGGAGGACACCCAGACCCCGCGCUGGGCCUGCCCGCUCACCCCGCGGACCCGGGAGGGGGAAGCCGAGGUGACCGGGCCGCUGCCUCGGGCCGGCGGGUGACUCCCGGGGCCUUGCCCUGGCCAGAAAUCUUGGCAGACUCAGGGUUAACCCAGACACACAUACACACAUGUGUGUGCAUGCACACAUACGUGUCCCUCACCCAGAGUGGGGCCGGUCGGGGGUGGUUGGUGCCCUCCCCCGCCUGCUCAAACCCUGGACUCCUCUCCGGUCCCGAGUGAGGGAGGACCAGGGCAGGGUUGGGGCAGCCCCGGCCGGGCUCUGACCGCUUGCCACCCUCCCCCUGCCUGCCCCCUCGGCUAUGGGGAGGCCUCUUUCUCCCCACCCGUGUCCACUCCAAGUUUCUCUCUGACCCCACUCGUGAUCCUCUCGUGGACCCCACUCUCGCCCAAACCACGGGGGGAGAAAUCCCGUCCAUGGCCUUCCCUACCCACAGAUGACUCCGCAUUCCCUGCAGCACUGGCAGAGAGUGGGUGACAUUGGAGGGACGAUCCUCAGCCUGUAAUAAGUUAUUUGUCCUUCCUUCGAAGGAGCAAACAAUAAAGAUACGAUAGCGACCA
Molecule: messenger RNA, 1909 nt
Organism: Tachyglossus aculeatus (Australian echidna)
Lineage: Eukaryota; Metazoa; Chordata; Mammalia; Monotremata; Tachyglossidae
Gene: GPRC5A
Product: G protein-coupled receptor class C group 5 member A
Exons: 3
Coding region: 118-1215 (365 amino acids)
Biological process (GO): G protein-coupled receptor signaling pathway
Cellular component (GO): plasma membrane; extracellular exosome; signaling receptor complex
Molecular function (GO): G protein-coupled receptor activity; protein kinase activator activity
Source: RefSeq, a predicted model, not a curated record